GGGAGACACUGAGUUUGGGGUCUCAGAAUGGGGCCUGGAUGUGGGGCCGGUGAGGCAGCGAACUGAAUGUUUGCAUCUUCGCACACUUCCUGUUAUUCAACACGUGCGUCUUGAGGUGUUUGGACAACAGGACAGAACUUUUCCAAGCUUGUGCCUGGGCCAGUUCGCCAUCCUCCUCGACGUUCGCCAUCGGAUUCAAAAACAAAGAGGAAUAAAUGCACGGAGAAGUCCACCGCGCCUUACAUCAAGAAGCCCCCUCAUGCAUUCAUGAUCUUCAUGGGGGUUUUGUGAAGGCCGCUGCGCCAUGGCAAGACAGCGCCGCUGUCAAUAAGGUCCUCGGGCAACUGUGGAAGUCGCUGACGCCGGCUGAGCUGCUCAGUUACUUCCAAGAAUCUGAGCGGCUCAGCCGGAUCCACGCCACCAGGUACCCAGACUGGACCUACAGAGACAACUACUGCAAAAAGCAAAAGAGAAAGUGGGGCAGUGCAGCCACCAGCGUAAAUCAUCUGACCGGUAAGUACAGUAUAUCUCAGUAUUUUUAGUUCAUAUAAAUCUGUCCAAAGCCUACUACGUGGCUCUGAAAUUCUGCCUCUACAAAAAUAAUGUAUAGGUGCAUCUCAGUGAAUUAGCAUUUAAUUUCAGUAGUUCCAUUGAAAGAGUGAAAUUCCAUAUUAAAAUUGUCGAUUUUUUUAUUUUGUAUUUUUUUUAUAUAUUGGAUUAUAUCAAAGCAGGUGGAAAGCUAAAGUUUACCACCAAGAAAUUAAAACAUAAAUACUUGACAUGAUUUUUAAGAGAGAAAUUAGGUCAGAAUUGGCCUUCUGACUUUUUUUCCUAUCCAUCCAUCCAUUUUCUGAG
This is a messenger RNA of Phyllopteryx taeniolatus (common seadragon), 855 nucleotides long. Its product is annotated as lymphoid enhancer-binding factor 1-like. Gene Ontology annotation, biological process: canonical Wnt signaling pathway; regulation of transcription by RNA polymerase II. The transcript has 4 exons. Gene Ontology annotation, cellular component: beta-catenin-TCF complex. Bases 216 to 542 code for a protein of 108 amino acids. Gene Ontology annotation, molecular function: DNA-binding transcription factor activity, RNA polymerase II-specific; RNA polymerase II cis-regulatory region sequence-specific DNA binding. The record is from RefSeq and is a predicted model, not a curated record. NCBI's taxonomy places the organism in Eukaryota, Metazoa, Chordata, Actinopteri, Syngnathiformes, Syngnathidae.